AUGGAAAAUCGAGAGAAGCAAUGGGGGUCCGUGGGGGUGGAAAAAAAUCUGACAAGGCAAGGCCUAGACGACAACCUGGAGGAAGCUUUGUUGGCGUACUGGAGAGCGAGACCUGAGUUAUUGGUUCGGAUUUCUGUACAAUUAUAUGCAACACCCGCGUUCUCCCACCACAAGCGAACAAUGCCCAAGACCAGCAAGAAGUCCGAGAAGACCAAGAAGGGAGCUUCCCCCUACAACAUGUUCAUGAAGGAGGAGCUCGCCAGAGUCAAGAAGGAGAACCCUGACCUCGACCACAAGAAGGCAUUCAAGAUGGCGGCUGAGAACUGGAGCAAGCAGAAGGCCAAGAAGUAAACUGUGCUGACUACAAGACUAUUGUAUACUUCUCCUGUCAUCCAUCCUCGAGAAUGUCCUCAAUGAAGCUAGCCGCUGUAUCAUAGUUGCUAGGAAUGUACAGUGAUUUUAAAAUGAAUUUCUCC
Messenger RNA from Guillardia theta CCMP2712, 476 nucleotides. RefSeq lists its product as hypothetical. NCBI's taxonomy places the organism in Eukaryota, Cryptophyceae, Pyrenomonadales, Geminigeraceae. The transcript is spliced from 3 exons. Gene Ontology annotation, cellular component: nucleus. The record is from RefSeq and is a predicted model, not a curated record. Gene Ontology annotation, biological process: leaf development; cell fate commitment; multicellular organism development. The coding region runs from base 1 to 351 and encodes 116 amino acids.